CAUCUGGGACAAUUCUCGCCAUAAACCAAAAAAGACCAGGUCAAUAUUUCCUCCUUUCUCUUUUAAAAUCUAAAAAAACAAAGUGAAAAAGAAAAGGGCAAAAAAAAAAAAAAAUCCCAAAUUUUCAUCGACCGGCCGAUUAAUCUCUCAUCGGCCGGCGACAACAACGGCGAUUUCAUUCAUCUAAACGAACAAGGGGAAGAAGGAGCGCAGAAACCCUAGAUUUCGUUAUUACGACCUCGAUUGAUUUCAGAUUCGAGAUCGGAUGAAGAUGAUAACGCGUUCGAAUCUCGCGGAGCAAUUGAGGGAGUAUCAGAUCAGAUCUAAGUAUGAUUGGGCUUCUGUUUCCUUCUUCUCAUCUACGUCUAGCGUCUCGUCGACGAGGGCGGACAUCUUGUAUGUGAUAUGGGAGAUUUUAAUGUUUGUUUUCCUUGUUUUCUCGGCGGUUUCGUUGUACUUCAGGUACAUGAAGCUUGCUCUUAUAUUAAUAUGCCUUAUGGCAUUCUUUCUUGUGUGCAUGAAAAUUACAAAGCAAGUAAGGCAGAACAGGAAAAGUAAGCGAAGAAUGCUCCUGCCAUUGUCAAUGUAAAGUUAUUGGCAGCCUGCCCUCUUGAAGUGGCUGUCUUUUUCUGUGCAGACGUAUUGUUUUUGUCUUUUUUUGCCGAAAUUUUGGGGCACAUGUAUUUUCCUUCUCUCAGUUGAGUAACGUUCUUUCAUGCAUAUGUUUCUUCUAUUAAUUUGGAAGAUAAUUGAUUUACUAGCCUCUGCAGGAUAGCAUUGGCCACGAUAUACUAA
Asparagus officinalis (garden asparagus) is the source of this 795-nucleotide messenger RNA. RefSeq lists its product as uncharacterized. Bases 266 to 589 code for a protein of 107 amino acids. The record is from RefSeq and is a predicted model, not a curated record. NCBI's taxonomy places the organism in Eukaryota, Viridiplantae, Streptophyta, Magnoliopsida, Asparagales, Asparagaceae. The transcript has 2 exons.